This is a messenger RNA of Magallana angulata, 790 nucleotides long. RefSeq lists its product as uncharacterized. Bases 16 to 489 code for a protein of 157 amino acids. The record is from RefSeq and is a predicted model, not a curated record. NCBI's taxonomy places the organism in Eukaryota, Metazoa, Mollusca, Bivalvia, Ostreida, Ostreidae. The transcript is spliced from 4 exons.
GAUGGGAGACAAUGGAUGUAUAAAAAGACGGACCAGCUAAUGCCCGGGCACUGUGGGUCACGUACAGUCGGCGGUAACGAACCAUCACCCUCCACUCUCCCAACCUCAGACACCAUGAUCAAGGAAAUUGUCCUCGCUUUGGCCGUUUUCAGUUGUACUACUUCCGCACAACGAAAUUUAGGCCUUCUAUUGGCUCUUAGCUCUGGCGAUGUACAAGGAAACCCAAUGGCUUUGAUGGCUUUAUCCGGAGCCGGCGGUGCCGGUGGUAGUGGAGUUGGGUCCAUGAUGAUGCGCCUCCUUAACAAUCCAUACACUCUUUGCAAAGAAACUGAAGGAGUUAAAGCCAUCCCUUGCCGCACCGGAAACAUCUGUAACUUGCUUUCAAUCAGACAAUACCGUAUGCCAAACCUGAUGAAAUGUAGUCCUGCUGGCAUUGGUUGUUGUCUGAAGGACUAUAUGUCACUACAGCUUAGCAAAAUGAUGAACUGAGAAAAUCAGAGGUUAUCUUUCUGCAUACCAAAUACACAGAAGGAUGCACCAACGCCUGAAAAAGAACUACUAUUUAUUUUCUCUCCGUUGUGCAGUUUUUCUUUAUCAUUUCACUUAAUACCAAUUUCAUCCUAAACGGUACUUCAACACUUUGUUAUUGCGGGUAAAGAGAAAUUCAGAGCCACGUUCGAUAACCAAUUGUUCGCAAGACCAAAUGUCUCUCCUUCGUAUCAUGUGAGAAUGUGAUGGGAUCCACAUUUUACGACGUGUAUGAUUGUUGCCAAUAAAAUACGAAAAUACA